Uloborus diversus is the source of this 1194-nucleotide messenger RNA. Its product is annotated as potassium channel subfamily K member 16-like. NCBI's taxonomy places the organism in Eukaryota, Metazoa, Arthropoda, Arachnida, Araneae, Uloboridae. Gene Ontology annotation, cellular component: membrane. Gene Ontology annotation, biological process: stabilization of membrane potential; potassium ion transmembrane transport. The transcript is spliced from 6 exons. The record is from RefSeq and is a predicted model, not a curated record. Gene Ontology annotation, molecular function: potassium ion leak channel activity. Bases 1 to 1194 code for a protein of 397 amino acids.
AUGAACCUUGAAGUUUACACUACUGAAGCUCUGGCCACUACCGCCUUCAAGAAGCAAGUGAUUAUUGUAUUUUUUGUGUAUGUGGCAUACCUCAUCAUUGGUGGAUGUUUAUUUGUCAUGAUUGAAAGAGAAAAUGAGGUGGAGAGUCUAAAACGGGAUAUGGAUAUUUUGCGCCUGGCUCGAAGUAAAUUAGAUCUACUUGUUAAUAAUAACUCUGACGUGGGUAUAAUUUUGGCAGCAAGUGCGGAGAAUAUCAGUGAUACUGAGACAAUUACUGCCUUCAAGAUGAAACAUAUAGAACUAAAAAAUUCUACCACAAAGCAUGACAAACUGGAGAACUUUUUUGGCGACAAAUUCUUUUUCUCCGUUAUAUUAAUUACAACUGUUGGUUAUGGUGAUACAGCUCCAAGUUCUGAGAUCGCGCAAGUUGUAUGCAUCAUAUACAUUUUUCUAGGAAUACCUCUCCAUGCGGUGCUCAUGCGUUUAUUAGGGCUGAAGUUCCAUGGAGGAUUUAGAUGGAUUUUCAGGAAAACGAAACUGUUAUUAAACCCGACGCAGUGGGGGAAAUUUUUAACUGGAAUAUUCUACUACGGUCUGUGGAUCUCGCUUUUCUUCUUCAUACCUAGCGUGCUAUUCAGAACUAUGGAGUACUGGACAUAUUCCCAAGCCCUCUACUUUUGUUUUGUGUCACUUUCUACUAUUGGACUUGGUGACCUGGUUGCAGGUUUGACAUCGCAUCAUCUAAAUAAUGUAUUUUAUGCCCCAUAUUUGCUGACACUGUCUUCAUGGAUAAUUUUUGGUGUGACGUUUGUUUCAUCGAUGCUGGACCGCAUAUCGUAUUAUAUUAGCAAAUUUAUAUUUACUGGCAUUGAAAGUAAGUGUAGAAAGAUGGCAGAAGCUCAAGCCAAGAUAAAACCUAUUUCAAAUUUUAUGGCAGAAUUGAAUUGGAAUUUGGCUAAAUAUACACCUAAGGGAUUUGAAAAUUGGAAGGACUUGGAAGAUUUCGAGACACUUUGUUUGGAAAACCCGCAUCAUGUUACACCAGAAAUUUUGAAAAACGUCAAUGUCAUCUUGGAUAGCCUCAAAGAAAAAACUAACGAAGAACUUAGCUCAAUCAACUUGGAAGACGAACAAACAGAGCUUCCGUUAGAUGAAUAUGCAACACUAGAUGCCAAGACACUGGUGAAAUAUUAA